Messenger RNA from Vigna angularis (adzuki bean), 1770 nucleotides. RefSeq lists its product as uncharacterized. Gene Ontology annotation, molecular function: zinc ion binding. The coding region runs from base 1 to 1770 and encodes 589 amino acids. NCBI's taxonomy places the organism in Eukaryota, Viridiplantae, Streptophyta, Magnoliopsida, Fabales, Fabaceae. The record is from RefSeq and is a predicted model, not a curated record. The transcript has 2 exons.
AUGGCCAACUCACACAUUGAAGUCGUGUUUCACCAUGGGGGGAAAUUUGAGAAUAAUGGGACAUUUGGAUAUCACUAUGGUCAAACCACAAUUAUAAAAAUAGACCCUGAUCGAUGGAGUUAUUUUGAAAUAUUAAGCAUUCUAAAGGAGAUGGGUUAUAGGAAUGUAAAGGACUUAUGGUAUUCAUUGGGUCGUGGUCCUGUAUUAGAAGAUUGUUUGGAACCUUUAUUAGAUGACAAGGGUGCUUGUCAUCUGAUCAAUAUUGCUAUGUUGAAUGGUGAAGCUCACCUUUAUGUUAUACAUAGGGUGUGUGAACCUGAGUAUCUUCUGCAGUUGGAAUACUGUUCUGAAGGAGAAGUUGAGAGAGAGAGUGCUGAUUUGCAAGUUGAUAGACCUAGUGUUGAAGGACAAGUUGAGAGAGAGAGUGCUGAAAAGGAAGUUCAGAUAGAGAUUGGUGUAGCAGAUGUUGAGGCAGUGGGUGAACCUGAAUCAGAAGUUGAUCCAGAAAUGGUAGAAGUUGAGGUUGAUGUACUGGGUGAUAUAGAGGGUAUGGUAGAGGAUGUAGAGGAUGUUGGUGUGGAGGAUGCAGUAGAGGAUGUUGGUGUGGAGGCAGAGGUUGAGGUAGAGGAUGUAGAGGAUGUUGGUGUGGAGGAUGCAGUAGAGGAUGUUGGUGUGGAGGCAGAGGUUGAGGUAGAGGGUGAGGGAAAUGGGGUGAAUGUAGACGUCCAGUCUGAUGUGGAGGGGCAGGCAGAAGUAGAGGGUGAGGUAGAGGGUAAUGGAGUACAAACUGAUGAGUAUGAUGUUAGCAGUUGGAAUGGGUCCGAAGAGGAUGUAUUUGAAGGUACUAAUGAAGUUGAAUUUGGUGGACCUAGGGGUUUAUCUGACAGUGAUUGGGAAUCCGACAGUUUGAAGAGUGUUGUGGAAAGUGAUAACACAGAUGAUGACAGGGAUGACUAUGGGGAUUUUGGUGUUUGUGACACCUUAGUGAAUAUGUCUGAAGCAUUUAAUAGUGUAAUUUUACAUGCAAGAGGUAAGCCCAUCAUCACAAUGAUGGAAGACAUUCGUCUGUACCUCAUGAAGAGAUGGGCAACAAAUAGAAACAAAAUAAGUACAUAUGAAGGUAGUAUUUGUCCAAAGAUUAAGAAAAGAUUUGACAAGGAACUGCUGUUGACUAAAUACUGGUUACCUAGUUGGUCUGGAGAGAAAAUUUUUGAGGUCAGACACAUUUCAAUGAUGAGUGACAAGUAUGUGGUUGACAUAGAUAAACUGGAAUGCAGUUGCAGAAAGUGGAGUUUAACAGCUAUCCCAUGUUGUCAUGCACUAGCUGCCAUGACAUUUAUCAACAUCAAUGGAGAAGACUACGUGCCACAUUGGUUUACAAAGUCAACCUACCAAGAAACAUACAUUCCAAUCAUCUACCCUGUCAAUGGUCCUCAGCUAUGGGAACAAACUUCUCAGCCUGAUGUUUUGCCUCCAACUAAAAGAGUGUUGCCUGGUAGACCAAAGAAGAAGAGAAGGCUAGAGGCUUGGGAGCUAAAGAAGGAUGACACACAACUGAAGCAAAAUGGAACUCGUAAGAGAUGUUCCAUAUGUAGACAGGUUGGUCAUAAAAGAAAUAGUUGUCCGCAAGCUCCUCCAGCACCCCAAACUCAAUAUCAAUCAAGUGAGCAACCUGCAACCCAACCUGAACAAAGUCAGCCAACUACUGGACCAAGUCAACUUACUCAAUGCGUUUUGGAACAUACUCAGCCAUCUACAACACAAGUUUAA